Molecule: messenger RNA, 1562 nt
Organism: Synchiropus splendidus (mandarinfish)
Lineage: Eukaryota; Metazoa; Chordata; Actinopteri; Syngnathiformes; Callionymidae
Gene: mrps35
Product: mitochondrial ribosomal protein S35
Exons: 8
Coding region: 28-1014 (328 amino acids)
Biological process (GO): mitochondrial translation
Cellular component (GO): mitochondrial small ribosomal subunit
Molecular function (GO): structural constituent of ribosome
Source: RefSeq, a predicted model, not a curated record
CUAAAGAAGAAGAGGGGUGCCAGAAACAUGGCUUCACACACAAGCAGGUCGAUUAUGUCCUUAAGUCGACUCGGUAUCUCUACUUUUGGACCUCAUGGUUCCGUGAGCAGGCUUGCGUACUCGACAGCUUUUUCGACGAAUCAGCGCGGAAGAAAAGAGAGGAAUGGCAGAGAAGCUUUCGCCAAGCGUCCCAAGAGAGAGCCUGGAGAGCCACGGACGGAGAGGAUGCCAGUGGAUCAGGACUGGACUGCAGUAUAUCCAGCGGCAGCUUCGUUCAAACCAAACUCCGUCCCCCUCCCUGUCAGGAUGGGCUACCCUGUGAAAGGAGGCGUUCCUCCGGAGAAGAGGGGGAACCUGGAACUUAUCAAGAUCCCAAACUUCCUGCACCUGACACCCACCGCCAUCAAGAAGCACUGCGAAGCCCUCAAGCCCUUCUGCACGGAGUGGCCGAGCGCCCUGGACACCGACGACUCCUGUGACCAGCACUUCCCAGUCAAAGUCCAGACCACCGACUACGUGUCUGCAGGGCUGUCCGUGCGGAACCCGUCUGCUCGUGUCGUUCAACUCAGAGUGAAGCUGUCCAGCCUGAACCUGGACGACCACGCCCGCAAGAAAAUGCUGAAGCUGGUCGGGGAGAGAUACUGCCGCGACUCGGACCUCCUCACCAUCACCACCGACAGCUGCCCUCUCAGACAGCAGAACCAGGACUACGCCAUGUACCUGCUCACCGUCCUCUACCACGAGUCCUGGAAAACCGAAGCCUGGGAGGCGGAGAAGACGGUCGCCGACAUGGAGGAGUUCCACUGGGAGGGCAGCCUGUCCCAGAAGAAGAUCCUGGACACGCUGGUGCGCAUGACCUCGGCGGGGGAGGGGCAGGAAGUGCGGGAGCAGCUGCUGGGCCGCAGCGAAGUGCAGGAGUACAGGGACUCGGUCAGCCGGCUGAAGAACGAAGGAGAGAACGAAGACACGGUGCUGCGGUACAAGGAGGCCGUCAAGAAAGUCCUGAGCUUGUGACCGACCCGUGUCUGGGUCCGAAAAAUGAUUCUGGAGCGUUGGUGUCAAAUAUUUAUUUGCCGUCAUCAGUCGUCUUUGAUAGAAAAAUAAAAGCGGAAGCGGAGCUGCUGGGGUUUGCACCUGUUCACGCCUUGCUCGCGGGAGUUUUGCCUCGGUUCCUCACGGGUUCUCGCGCACCAGAACAUACUUGAUCAGACGCAUGGAUCCUGGCUCGCCUCGGCGGGAGGUCCGAUAGCGGCCGGCCCUCCUCCUCUGCCCCCUCCACCUGACCACUAGCAGGAAGGAGCAGCAGCAGCUCAGGGUGACUCCCAUGGUGAGGAUGACAGUGACCAGCAGGGUGCGUGUGGUGGCAUCCCACCCCGAGGUCAUCCCCGGGCCGUGGCUGCCGGCCUCCGGGCGGACUCCACUCAGACCUCCCACGGUGUGGUUGGUCAGCAGGUGGGCAGAGGUGGACGCAGGAGCAGUGGUGGGAGACGGCGUCGCAGGAGAGGUUUGGGUCGCUGAGGAGGACUGGACUUCUGAAGCAACAGUGGAGGACGGAGGGAUCC